AGUUGCCAUGACAACUGUUCAACGUUUGAAGUGCGACUAGAUAUAGAGGUUACCGCCUGUGGUCGAAGUCUAUUGAAUAACAGAGAACUCGCCUAACAAUGUCAUCCACUGUCCCGAAUCCGUCCACCUUCCCUUUAGUGGAUAAACUGAUGGAGGACGAUGCAGAGAAAGAUAUUAUGUUCUCUAAAGCAACGUGUUUUAUCAUCAUUGGAAAACCAGGUGUUGGCAAAUCGACUCUUGCUAGAAAAUUAGCCAUGAGUUGGAAUUGUGUCCUCAUUGAUGAUACAGAUCUUCUUAACAGCCACAUCAACAACGGGACAGAACAAGGUAUCCAGCUCUUUAAUAUAUUGGCUGAAGGGAAAACAGUUCCUGAAGAGAUGGUCGUCAAGUUAAUUGUUGAUCGGCUCAAUUCAUCUGAUGUUGAACACUAUGGUUAUGUCCUGGCCUGUUUGCCUUCAAUGUCAGAGGAGUACCUGAAAAUUCAGGAGCAAAUUGACCUGAUUAAAAACCUUAGAAUGUCACCAGACUUCAUCAUCAACAUCAAGUGUCCAGACAGGGACCUGAUUCAAAGGCUGUCAGGGGAGCGUCAACAUCCUGAGACAGGCCUUGUGUUCCAGAGGGAGAAAUGGGACCCUGUGAAGAAAGAGUCACCCAUGAAAAGUAGCAACAUAGAGGAUGAGGAAGGGGAGGAUCUGGAGGAUCUGGAGGAAGAGACCGAAGAGAUACAGCUCCAGAAAGACAUGCUCAAACAGCUAAUAAGAGUGAGAGAGAAUUAUCCAGAAAACGUCAACAGCAGGAUCAUACUCUAUAAGGACACCAUGCUCAAGCCUCUAGAGGAUUACAUGGCGGACCAUAAUCCCCCGUACUUAUUUGAGCUGGAUGGAAACAAAGACCCAGAGGAGCUCUAUGUGUCAGUGAUGUCUCGUUUGGAGUCCAUGGCUGUGAAGCGUGCAGCUUUGCCUGUGCAUUUGACGAUAGAGGACACAGAGUUUUCUGAUCAGAUGGAAAUGGAGGAGCUAUUUCGAACUCUGUCCUCUUGUAAGAUCGUCGCACCAGGCUUUCGUUGGCGAAGAAGCCGAUGGUCCACUACCUGCCCUGUGGCGCUCAAAGAGGGCAGGGUCAUCAAGGGCAGGCUUGAAUUCGCUGUUGGAUUCAUGGAUAAGAUGUACAUCCUGUCCUCUCUGGAAGCUUUGCAGAAAUUCAUGAAAAACCCUUGGCCCUACCUGCUGCCGCCCAUGCCCUGCCUGCCAUGUAGGGUGUCUGUGAUCGGGCCACCAUGCUCAGGAAAGAGCACAAUGUGUGCACUACUAGCUAAGCAUUAUGGAGCUGUAGUGGUAGAUGUAAAAGCAAUGAUGGAGCAUACCUUGGCUACAUUCAGACAGGACAUGCUGGAAAAAGUGCAUCACGAUGCCACAAUUGCAGCCCUGGAGAAGGUCAGGGUCAAGAUGGAGCUUGAAGCUAAAGCAUCAGGUAAUAUGGAAGCCAAUGAGGAUGAGUCUGAUGAAACUUACUCAGAGGUGACAGAAGAUCACCCAGAUGUUCAAGCUCUUGUAGAAGAAGCCAUAAAGGUGGCAGAACAGUCUCCUGCCACAGCUCCACAGGAGCUUUAUUUAGAGGCCCUGGAGAAGCACAUAAGAGAGAUUGAGGCUGCAGAUGAGGAUGCUGAAUUAAAAAAAGGUUGGAUACUAGACAACGUCCCCAGCACCAGAUCACAGCUGAUCACCAUUGAGGAGCUACAUAAUGCUAUAAUGCCUGAAGUCCUAUUCUGUCUGCAAGACAAUGUUGGAGAGGGAAGGACCGUACUAACCAGGAUGUAUGAACGGGAUAAGGAAGCGGUGGAUCGAGCUGUGCUGGCUCGCCUACGAGAAGAACGAAAACAGCAGAAGACACAAAACAGUCAUGAGACAUUGAAACAAAAUGAGGACUCAGUAAAGGGUUCACAGCCUACUGACACUCAGACAAAACUAGAGACAUUGCUUGAGGAGCCAAAUGAGGGUUCUGAUAAGUCUGACAUAGGCAAAACUUUAGACUCAGUUGCAUUAAAUGAUGAGGUGAUGGUGCUACCAAAGGUGUGGGAAAAAGGUUAUCCUGACGGCCCGGAGAUGGAUGCCUUAAGUUUGCAGCUGAAGCAGUUUUUGAUGGAUUGGGAAAGCACUGAGCUUGCCAUCACCUGCAGCUGUGCUAAAGUGGACAUCAAUAACAAAACCCCUCAGGACAUCCUCCGAGAGAUGAUUUGCCAUAUGGAUCAGUCAUUUAAGUACACAGCCAUGAGGAUAUCUAGUGUAGACCUGGAGGAGGAGGAAGAGGAUUCACUGGCUUUGGCAAAGGCUGCGAAACCAGAGGAUGUUAAUGAAGAAGAAGAAGAACAAGAAUCAGAGGAGGAGGUCAGCUUUAAGAGGCAGCUGGGAUAUACUAAGAAUUUUUGUCCAGUCGUGCUGAAGGAGAAGGGUACACUACUGCAGUGUCUGGAUGAACACACUGCCAAGUACAGAGAGAAAGUCUAUUAUUUCUCCAGCGGAGAGGCACAAGAAAAGUUCUUACAGAACCCUGAAUUCUACAUCUCAAGCACAGAACUAUUAAAGCCACCAGCGCCGCGGGUCUUCAUGCUUGGAGUGAGGGGCUCGGGGAAGACAACCAAUGGGAAGUGGCUUGCCGAAAAACUGGGAGUCUUCCACAUCCAGUUUCAAGAACGACUACAGGAGCUGAUCCUACGAAAGACCCAGAAACGUGUGCGAAAUGCAGAUGAUUCAGAACCCCCUGAGGAACCUCCAAAAGAGCUGCAGGCCUUGCUGGAGGCUUUGGGUCAGAGUACAGCAUCCAAUCCUGACCAGGAGGACAAGCCCAGUCAUGAGGAUAUUGUAUUUAGUGAUGCUGUCAAUAAGGAAGAUCUAGAAUUAACUGAAGAUGAGGAGGCCAUUAAGGCCUACCUGCAGGACGGCGAUCCUCUCCCUCCAGAGAUAUUGGAAAAGGUUUUAUUACAAUGGUGGUACCAAGAACCCUACAAAUCCACAGGGUUUAUUCUGGAGGGCUUUCCUCAGAACCAAGAGGAGGUGUCCUUCAUGCUGGAGCAUCAUUUGUUUCCAGAUGUGGUGGCAGUCAUGUCAGUAGAGGUUACUGAAGUGGUGCGGCGUCUGCUGCCUGCAAAGCUCAUGCGUUGGAGAGAGAGACGUGACCGCAGGCAAGAACAACUGCGUCUGGUCACCGAACUCAGGGAGGGGGCCAUCAACCAGAGAAGAUUUGAGCUCACAGCUGAACGUGCACCCAAAAAACUAAGCCAAAGUGUUGGACUCAAGCCUCCCGAAGAACAGGAGGAUGAGGAUAAAGAAGAUGUGGGAGUAGAAGCAGAGGAGAUGGAUGAAUCGGACCAGGAAUGGGAAGAGAUUGAAGCCAUGUUGCUGGAGGAGUUUCCUCCUUUGGAGGAAGAGGCAGAGGAUGAAGACACAGAGGCCAGUGCAAAAGAAAAGCUGGAGAUGGAGAUCAGUGGGAGGUUUGAGAGGGACAACAACUAUCUCACCAGUAUAAUGGCCCUCCUAACGGACCGCCAAAUUCCACGUCUGGAUAUAAGUGCUGGCCGCAUGCCCCGGAUUGUAAGGUACCAGCUCUUACAGGGAAUCAGUCCUCUGGUGGUGAAUAGACCCUCCCUGUUUCAAAAGUGCCAACCGAUCAGCUACAGCCUUGCCAGAAGACUUCUGUACUGCUCCUUCAAAUAUCCCAGUGCCUUCGGGUGCUGGGAUCCCAUAAGGCUUGCUGAAGGAGAUUUUAUCCAGCCUCUACAGGGCCCUUUCAAAGCCACCUUCCCUGUCAUCCUGCAUCAGUUCAUCUACUUCUUUGCAUCAAAGGAGACACGCAACACCUUCAUCAUCAACCCAAUCAAAUACCUCCGUCAACCAAAACCCAAGCCUUCCCUACCCAUCAAACUGGCCAUCAUUGGCCCACCCAAAGCAGGCAAAACCACAGUGGCACAGAUGUUUGCAAGGGAGUAUGGUCUAGCUCGCCUCUCUAUUGGAAAUGCAGUACGAAUGGUACUCAACAACCAGGCCAAAACUGAUUUGGCUCAUCAGAUGCAGAAGCAUUUGAACCAGGGCCUGACCGUACCUGAUGAACUGGCCAUCCAGUGCCUGGAGGUGGCAGUAAUGAGUCUGAUUUGCAGUACUCGUGGGUUUGUAUUGGAUGGCUUCCCUAUGACCAAGCAUCAGGCUGAAUUAAUGAAAUCCUGCAGCAUUAUUCCUAUGCUAGUGAUUGAACUGCAGCUGGACACAUCAGAGGUGCUGAGGAGAGGCCUGGGAGAAAGGGGGAAAAACAAGAGGCCAUACCCAAUGCAUGAUAGCCCCCAGAUCCUAAACAUCCGCAACUCUUGCUUCAGACGGGAGGUUGAAGCUAUCAGGCUACACUUUCAGCAGCAGUAUCACAACUGGACUCCCAUUGAUGCUCACAGGAGCAAAUGGUGGGUGUGGGAACGAGUUUUAGAUGAGGUUCGCAUAGGCAUGAGACACAUCCGUUCUUACUUGGAAAGGAUUCACAAAGGCCAGGCAACCUGUAUAUACAGACUGUGCAUUACCCCACGAGAGCUGCAGUCUCGGCUGGGUGAGUUUGGAGAACACUGCCCAGUUAGCUUGGCUCUCCAUCGGCAUCUGGUGGACUGCUCCCAUAACACCUCACUGGAAUUUGCCGCAGAGUUCAGGGGUCACUUCUACAAAAUGGCCAGCAAAGAGUUCCUAGAGAGAUUUUUAGAGUCCCCAGACCAGUUUGUGGUUCCAGGCUGCCCCUACAAGCUACCCCCUCCUUCACUUCUUCCUCAUAAGUUGAAUGCAGGCCAAGUGAAGAGCCGGUUCCCACAACAGGUGGAGAUGAAGGGAUUUUGCCCUGUCACUUACCUGGAUGGCCAACACAGAUAUGAAGCCUUGGUACGUGGAAACAUGGAGUAUGCUGUUGAGUACCGAAAUAGGAUCUAUAUCUUUGAGGAUGCGAAAAAGCAAGAGCGAUUUCUUCGGUCACCGGAGACUUACUGGGACCAGAAACUUCCACAUAAACUACCUCCCAUGGAACAGCCAAUUUUGCUAAACUCUUUACCAAACCUGGGCUAUUUGGAACAAGGUCUGGCAGUACCCAUCAUCAAAGCUAUGACUGCAGUUGGUAACCUAAGGCCAAAGUUCCCAUUUCUCAGUGUGAAAAGAUCUGCUAUAUUGUACCUGACCUUUCAUCUGAAAGCAUUCAACGCCAAGAGCCCGGACUAUAUCCGUCAAAAGUACAAAAAGAAACUUAAACAUUUUGAGGAAGGCUGUGAGCUUCUCUCAUACCUGGGUACCAUUAUGGGGAGGCACCAAUCUCCUCACAAUGUGCCCCCUGAUUUUACACUAAAGCUGGACAGGUUUCUGGCUCUGGAAAAGUCCACCAAAACAACCUCAGGCCUGAUACAGCUUGGGGGCAGGUAGAGAGCAACUUUUAAUGAUAAAAACCUUGAGUCAGCAGUGCGACACAUCACAGUAUUUCAAGAUCAGUUUUGGUUGACAUUAAAUCAGUAAAAUAUGCAAGUAUAUAAACAUUAUUAUUUUAUUGUUCUGUUCAAUUGACAAUUCAAUGUGUGAAUGAUCUCAAUAAAUACAUUUUAACAGUUUUUUUUUUUGUUAAGUAUUACUGUCUUGAAAGUUUAGUGUGAAUUUUACUGACAUCUUUCGGUUUAUAUACUGUAUAAGGGUGUUUAUAUUCCUUUAUAUAUAAAUCUCUUCUCUAUAUACACAACAUCACUGGGACCCAUCAUUUAAGCAUACAGGUUUUUUUUUUUUUAAUUGAGAAUAUAAAAUAAUAAUAAUUCUUGUUGCCACCUAAUCUCAGUAUUGGCUGGUACUUUUCUAAUGCAAUUUAAAAAAAUAUUAUGUUACUGUCUCUUUAAGAUGAAUCGCUUAUAUGUUGUUUCCUUCCUCAUUUUGUAAGUAGCUUUGGAUAAAAGCAUCUGCCAAAUAAAUAAAUGUAAAUGUAAAAUGUAGUGUUUCUUCACAUUCUGGCACUGUGAACUUCAAGAGAGUACCGUCUCAUUAAAUGUCUAACAGUGUAUGUACAUGCAUCACAGGAGAUUUAUGUAGUUUUUGUAUUUAUUUCUGAAAUUCUUGAAAAACCCCACCACACAUUUCCACCACAUCUCGAUUUCUGUUUGUUUUCUCUUGUGUUAAAUAGAAUUCCAUGGUGACAAUUACAGUAAUUUAAAUUACAUUUAAACAAAUUC
This is a messenger RNA of Xyrauchen texanus (razorback sucker), 6220 nucleotides long. It is a transcript of the gene ak9, whose product is annotated as adenylate kinase 9. Gene Ontology annotation, molecular function: ATP binding; AMP kinase activity. Gene Ontology annotation, biological process: nucleobase-containing compound metabolic process. Bases 99 to 5432 code for a protein of 1777 amino acids. The record is from RefSeq and is a predicted model, not a curated record. Gene Ontology annotation, cellular component: cytoplasm; mitochondrion. Lineage: Eukaryota; Metazoa; Chordata; Actinopteri; Cypriniformes; Catostomidae. The transcript has 37 exons.